AUGCUCUGGUGUGUACAGACACCCCGCCGCCUCUGCAGCAGCACACUGCUGGGCCCCGCCCCCAACAUCCUCUCUCCUGCUGCUGCUGCUGCUACUGCUGCUGCUCCUGCUGCUGCUGCUGCUGCUGCUCCAUGCGCUGCAGUAGACCGCUGCAGCAGCAACCGUGAGGCGUCCGUAUACAGCAGCAACAGCAGCAGCAGCAGCAGCAGCAGCAGCAACACCUUCAGCAGCAUUUGCCGCAUUAACCCCUCAUAUGCAUGCGGCUGCUUGCAGCAGCAGCAGCAGCUGCUGCUGCUGCAGCAGCACCAGCAGCAGCAGCAGCAUGUGCAGCAGCAGCAGCAGCAGCAGCGAAGCCUCUUUGACCUGCCAGCAUCAUUUGUUCGAUUCGGCUUACAGCAGCAUCCCCAGCAGCAGCAGCAGCAGCAGCAGCAGCAGCAGCAGCAGCAGCAGUUGCUGCAGCACGAGGAGCUUCGGGUGUCUGUACACCGCAGAGAAGAAUAUUUUGGUGUCGUUAAGGACGUCGCCAGUUACAGCCAGUUCAUACCCUGGUGCAGCGCUAGCAGGGUUUUGUCUUCGUCUAUAUCUACCCCUGUAGAUUUCGUCUAUAUCUACCCCUGUAGAUUGCUGCUGCACGCACCACAACCCCAGCAGCAGCAGCAGCAGCAGCAACAGCAGCAGCAGCAGCAGCAGCAGCAGCAGCAGCAGCAGGAGGUGCGUAAGUGCCGUUCUGUUAUAUAUCAGCAGAUUGGGCGUUUGUUUCUGCAUGAGGUAGCAGCAAAGACAGCUGCUGCUUUUGAUCGUCGCGUUGCUGCUGUUUUUCCUAGGCUGCCAGCAGCAGCAGCAGCAGCAGCAGCAGCAGCAGCAGCACCAGCAGCAGCAGCAGCAACAACAACUGCAACUGCAGCAACAACUAGAACUAUAGCAGCAGCAACAGCAACAGAGGGAACAGCAGCUGCUGCUGCUGCAGAUUUACACGCUGCAGCAAAAAAGCAUAGUGCUGCUGCUGCUGCUGCUCCUGCUGCUGCUGCUGCUGCUGCUGCGGAGGCCAAACGUGCAGCAGCAACCCCCGUAGAGCAGCAGCAGCAACUGCAGCAGCAGCAGCAGCAGCAGCAGCAAGAGCAGCAGCAGCAGCCGAGUGACCGGACUGAGUGGAUGCUGUCUCCUGGGGCCCAUCAAGGUAAGUGGCAGCCGCGUGACAUUGCGUUGCUGCUGCGUCGCCUGGAGAUGCUGCAGCAGCCUUCAGCAGCAGCAGCAGCAGCAACCAACACUAGCAGCAGCAGCAGCAGCAGCAACAGCAGCAGCAGCAGCAGCAGCAGCAACAGCAGCAGCAGCCUGACACACGAAGAAGCAAGAAGCCUCCGCAUGCUGCUCUGCUCCCCUUUGGGGCUGCAGGCGCAGCAGCAGCAGCAGCAGCAGCAACAGCAGCAGCAGCAGCAGCAGCAGCAGCAGCAGCAGGCUCUGCUGACAGCACUGCGGGAUUUGUCGCAUGCAGUUGCUGCUGCGCCGCUUUUUGCUGGCAGCAAAUGCAUGCAGCAACAGCCCCAAAGUGAAGGUAGAGAUAACUGCAGCAGCAGCAGCAGCAGCAGCAACAGCAGCAGCAGCAGCAGCAGCAGCAGCAGCCCAGGAUAA
Messenger RNA from Eimeria mitis, 1629 nucleotides. RefSeq lists its product as uncharacterized. The transcript is spliced from 6 exons. Bases 1 to 1629 code for a protein of 542 amino acids. The record is from RefSeq and is a predicted model, not a curated record. Lineage: Eukaryota; Apicomplexa; Conoidasida; Eucoccidiorida; Eimeriidae.